Messenger RNA from Cicer arietinum (chickpea), 1591 nucleotides. RefSeq names its product E3 ubiquitin-protein ligase SPL2. Gene Ontology annotation, biological process: protein ubiquitination; organelle organization. Gene Ontology annotation, molecular function: ubiquitin-protein transferase activity. The record is from RefSeq and is a predicted model, not a curated record. Lineage: Eukaryota; Viridiplantae; Streptophyta; Magnoliopsida; Fabales; Fabaceae.
CAGUAACAGUUAAUCCGAAGCGUUAAGGUACAAAUGCAAUCUGAAACACAACGUUUCAGUUGCGACGGAUUUGAACGAAUGAAUGAUCAAUGUCCUCUCAAGAACAAGCACUUGCCUCCCUUAUUUCUCAACUUGCGCUAUCCUUCGACGGCGCCGUUUUAGGUUUAACCGUAGCCUGCAUCGCCGUUCGAUCCAUUCGCAGAUUCUUCACCACCUCCGCCGCUAUACGUAAGAUCAACCGCGCUCCUUCCCUCUCCGUCUCCGACCUACGCUCGAUCCUCGAUGAGAACGACUCAGAUGGCGAUGGAAACUCUGAUUAUGGCAAAGUCGUAAUUGUCCGUGGUACUGUUGACGCUAAGUCCUCCGUCGAUGGCAGUUGGAAAACUUUGUGGCCUGGUGUCUUGGUUUCUCGUGACUCCGGUGAUAAAGGCGUCAUCAUUCAGAGAACUCAAACGUGUAUAUAUAGUGAAUGGAGGGGCAUAUUUGGAUGGACUUCUGAUAUUCGAGCCUUAUUUACAAGAUCUUGGAGACGACGAGAGUCCACAUCAUUAAGAAAGGUCCCUUUUGUUCUCAUUGAUGUGGGACGGCGAUCAAGUGCCGAGUAUGUUGUUGUCAGCAUGGAUGGCUCAAAGCAUCCUUUACCUCUGACAACAGUAUAUCAUAAAAUGCAACCCAUAAAUCCUCCUGUUUAUACUUUCUUGCAAGCACUUUUUGGGCAUGAGUAUCCAGUUGGACUACUGGAUGAAGAGAAAAUUCUUCCCUUGGGAAAGGAUAUCAGUGCUGUAGGCCUCUGCAGUUUAAGAAACGGAAUUGCUGAAAUCAAGUCAUGCAAUGACCUGCCAUAUUUUCUGUCUGACUUGAGUAAAGAGCAGAUGAUUUUAGAACUUUCAUUCAAAAUGAAAAUACUGUUUUGGAGUGGCAUUGUUCUUGGUUCAAUGUCAGUUGGGAUCCUCAGCUAUGCAGUUGUGAAGAACUGGAAUAGAUGGAAGCAAUGGAAGCAACGAAGGCAGCUCCAGCAACAAAGGCAAACAAUCGUUGAGGUUAAUUCUCAGCAAGAUGAUGAGAUUGAAGAUGUUCCAGAUGGACAAUUAUGCGUUAUAUGCCUGAUGAGGAGAAGGCGUUCUGUGUUUAUUCCAUGUGGGCAUCUUGUAUGUUGCCAAGGGUGUGCCGUGUCAGUUGAAAGUGAAGUGGCACCCAAGUGUCCAGUUUGUCGUCAGGAGGUUCACGAUUCAGUUCGAAUUUUCGAAUCUUGAGUAGACAGAGGCUGGUUGUUCUUAUCACUGGCAGGAGGCUUCCAUGCCUGAUGAUGAGAAUUGAUUAUAUUUUAUUUGGAUAGAUCUGUUAUUGUAGGGAAAACCGGCCUUGUCAAGUUUAAGUCAUAGCCGGCUGGCUUCUCACUGUACCAGGGUUUUCAAGAGGAGUUAAGCUCCUCUAAAAUGCAUAGUAUACUUUAGGGAGAAAAGGCUGACAUUAUAUCUCUAUUGUUUGUAGCAAAAUCAAUGGAAUACUUUUUGUAAACUCAUGAUUUGUUAUGAACAAGUAUUUAGUUUUUUUUUGGUAACACAAUGUUUUAAUAGUUCGUUGUCAUUAA